AUGGGAACGCCUAUCGAUGCUAACACUCGAAUACGCAUCCUCUUCAGCUGUGUGCGCGUAUACGUGUGUCUGAGCGCAAAGCAGAAUAAAGAAAACCAAAUUUAUGCGCGCGCCGCCCGCCCCAAACGACGCCCCGCCACCGUUACCAUUACCGUCAUCGUCACCGUCGCCGUCGCCGUCGCCGUCACCGUCACCUUGCUAUACACGCCACGCAUACACGGACACACGCCCCCCAGAGUCCCGGAUCUGCAAACAGAAAAAAAAUAUGUCCUCGAACAGCUUUGGCAGCGGUGCUGCAGCUGCAGCUGCGUUAACCUCGGCCUCCGCGGCGGCCGCAGCGCAGCAGCGGCGGCGGUUAACAGUGAUUUGUGGCGCGAAUGCGUUGUGCUGGUCCGCUGCAAGGUUAUACCCGCCGACCACAAGGCCGCCCUGCCCGACGCCGAGAUACGCAUACUGGCCAUGACAUUACGUGACGGUGUGCUGCUCUGCAAUCUGGUCAUACACCUGGAUCCCAGCAGCAUGGACGCGCGCGAGUUCAAUCGCAAGCCCCAAAUGGCCAGGGAUUUCUGUGCUGCAAGAAACAUCAAGCUGUUCCUGGACGUGUGCCACAAUCAUUUCAAUAUACGGGAUGCGGACCUAUUUGAGCCCACCAUGCUAUACGAUCUAACCAACUUCCAUCGCGUGCUCAUCACCCUCUCCAAGCUGUCGCAGUGUCGCAAGGUGCAGCAAAUGCAUCCGGAGCUGCUCGGCUUCAAUCUGCAGCUGUCGCCCAGCGAGCGUUCCCAUUCGGAUGAGGCCAUCUAUAAGGAUUUGCAUUCCACCAAUGAAUUUAAGGCAACUAGAAGCAUCGAUGCCACCGGAUCUUCAUCCUCGGAUUACUACGAGCGCACCUCACAGAGCGGUUCGCUCUCGGUGGAGGACGAGAAUAGCGAUAUAACCAUAGAGAAUGGCACCGAGGACAUUGACGACUAUAUCGAGGAUUCGCUGUCAAACAUGUGUGAUACAACGAUCGACAAUGAUGCCGCUGGCAUCGUUGACAUCAAUCAAUCCGUCCAGGGGCAGCUGCGCGCUCUCUCCCUAGACCUUAACCUGAGCGUGGCCGGCAACGGUGGCUUUGAUUGUGUCACGCCGACACCACAAAUGGAUGCACCCAAGGCGAGCACAUCCGCAGCAGCAGCAGCCGCGGCAGCGGCAGCGUCAGCGUCAGCAGCAACAGCUGCCCUCGAGAAGCAACAUCAUGCGUCCACCAGCUCCUCAUCAUCAUCGCUAUUUGUCAGCGAGAGCCAACGAUUGCAGCGAGCCGCCGCUGCCGUCUACAACUACCGAUCCUCGGUGCUGAUGUCCACAGAGCACGAGUACGCGUACAUCAACGAUAUCUACAGCGAAGAUGACGAGAAGGUCUAUGAGGAUCUCUGCUACGUAACGUUCCAGUCAAAGGUCAAACCAGAGGUUACCACCGACAAUAUUGCAUGCAAUGGAACCGUAUAUGAUCACACCAACACAAAAGAAGAGGAGGUCUAUCAAGAUUUGUGCGCACUGCACACAGAACGAGUAGAGGCCAGACCAUCGGCGACCAGCUUUGAGCAGCGGGACUAUGUCAUACGCGAACUCAUCGAUACGGAAUCCAAUUAUCUGGACGUGCUCAAUGCACUCAAAUCCAAGUUUAUGCUACCUCUGGAACGACAUCUCAAUCAGGACGACGAACUGCGACUCAUUUUUCCCCGCAUACGGGAACUAGCUGACAUUCACACCAAGUUUUUAGAGAAGCUACGCGAAUCGCUGGUGCCCAGCACAAAGCUUAAGAUGGGUCAGGUAUUUGAGUUUCGCGAACCAUUCCUCAUCUACGGCGAAUACUGCUCCUGCCUGCUGAACGCCAUUGAUUACCUAGCCGAUGUGUGCAAGAAAAACCUAAUAGACCAGCUGGUCCAGAAAUGCGAACGCGAAUACAACGUGGGCAAGCUGCAGCUGCGGGAUAUACUGUCGGUGCCCAUGCAGCGCAUACUCAAGUACCAUCUGCUGCUGGACAAGCUGGUGAAGGAGACGUCGCCAUUGCACGAGGAUUACCGCUCGCUGGAACGGGCCAAGGAUGCCAUGAUCGAUGUGUCGCAGUAUAUUAACGAGGUUAAGCGCGAUUCUGAUCAUCUUGUCAUCAUACAAAAGGUCAAGGACAGCAUAUUUGAUUUGAAUUUCCGCCAAAACGGCAACGAUCUGCUGCAAUACGGCCGCCUGCUGCUCGACGGUGAUCUGCACAUCAAGGCCCACGAGGAUCAGAAGACCAAGAUGCGCUAUGCGUUGUCUUUGACAAUUCUGAUACUGGUCAAGCCGCUGCACAUUAAAACCGGCGACAUGCAGUACACAUAUCGCGACUCGCACAACCUCGCCGAUUAUCGCGUGGAACAGAGCCAUUCGCGGCGCACGCUCGGCCGGGAUACGCGCUUCAGAUAUCAGCUGCUCUUGGCACGUAAAUCCGCCAAGACGGCAUUCACACUUUACUUGAAGUCGGAGCAUGAGCGUGAUAAGUGGCGCAAGGCGCUCACCGAAGCCAUGGAAAGCCUCGAUCCACCUGGCUGUCGCAAUACGGAUCACAAAAUGGAAAUCUACACCUUUGAUG
Molecule: messenger RNA, 2611 nt
Organism: Drosophila virilis
Lineage: Eukaryota; Metazoa; Arthropoda; Insecta; Diptera; Drosophilidae
Source: RefSeq, a predicted model, not a curated record